AGUUGUUAUCAGAAUAGUAAAAUGAAGUUAACACUUUUGAUUGGAUCAGUUUUGCUUUUUUGCUUCAUUGCAGCUGAAGACGCUCCCGGAUUUUUCCUCAAAACGGCUAAGAAUAUUCCACGGCUAGGAAAACGUAACAAUCCAUUUCUCAAACAAGGAGGGAAAAAUAUUCCAAGAUUAGGACGACGCAGUGAAGCAUUGCCAAGAACUGUCGAUGAGUUUAAAUUUUACAAUCAUGUUCAACCAUUUGACUCUAAAUUUAUUCUUGACUUUUUAUCUGAUGAAGUUUUCGUUGACGGUGACUUGAAAUAUGUUUCCUGGACAGAUUUUGAUAAAGCUUUAGAGGGUGACACGGAAUUGAAAAACAAACUAAUAAGCAUUGCCAGAGACAAGGAGAUUGAAGAAUUGAAAAAGCUUGUUUAUGCAACCGGGAACUUUGAAAAUCAAAAUAAUGAAAUUUAUGGCCGACCACAUACAUAUUCUGACUCAAACUCAGAGAAAGUUUACCAAAACUUUAUUCCAUACGAUGCAAAUAACAAAUACAAUAAUAUGGAAAAUGAAGCUUACUUUUAUCAACUCAGCGACAAGCGAAGUGCAAACAUGUUUUAUUGGAUUAAAGUUUUAGUUAUUUUGGCAACUGAAAGUUUAGUUUUUGGACGAGUUGUUUUCCCUAGAAUUCCAGAUUACAUUAAUCGUGAUUCAUUAAUUCCAGAUGAGUUUAAAUUAGAAGAUUUACGUCAUUUGGUUGAUCAAGAUCCUGAGAUAACGCCGGGACUUUUUGAAGGUGAUCAAGCUAUUGAUAACGAACUUUUCUCUUAUUACCGAGUCGGAUUACGUUGGGAUGUUUUCCCUGAAAAGCUUUGGCCAAAUCGAACCAUUCCUUACGCAAUCUCACCACUUUAUGAGCCUGAAGAUAAAGUUACAAUAUUGACUGCAAUUAGAACUCUCAACUUUAUGACUUGUCUUAAGUUUAAAAGGUGGAAUGGAGUGGAGGAAGAUUUUCUUUUGAUUUGGCCGAUAAAAUUCCCUAAAGGAUGUUGGUCGUAUGUGGGAAAAACUGGCGGUCCACAGAUUCUAUCCCUUCAACCUCCUGAUAAAACUGGGCCAAAUUGCUUAGGUGGAGAAGGUCGAACACUUCAUGAAAUACUGCAUGCUGUCGGAAUUUUUCAUGAACAAAGUCGUGCAGACCGAGAUAGAUUUGUUAAGGUUCAUUGGGAUAAUAUUUUACCAGGAUAUAAAGGAAAUUUUGAAAAGCAAUCCUUACGAAAUACAACAUAUAGCUUUGAAUAUGAUUAUGCAAAGCUCAAUCAUGCACUAUGGAAAAUCUUAUUUUAGAGGGAAAAAUCAGAUAAAAUGACAGACACUGAAGCUCCAGUCGCAACUGAGGCUCCACAAAAAGCCGCUGAACCAGUUCAAAAGGAAGUUAUCGUCGUUGAGUUCGAUGUUGUUGCUGGCGAGAAGGGAAGUGAAGCCGCUAACGUAACUGGACCUGAAGGCGAGCCUGUUAAAGGUUCACCAUAUGCCGCAGAUAAGAGACGAGGACAACGCUAUUGGACAUCGAAAAAUCAGAAUCGUCGUUCUGGUGGUGACCGUAAGAAAGAAAAUGGAGAGAAUGGAGAUCAAUCAGACACCGGCGCUCAAUCUGAUGGUGGGGAUAAGCCAAGACAACGUCGUUUCCGUCGUCCAUUCGGACGUGGCGGUAGCGGUCGUGGUUUCGGUAAUGGAUCCUAUGGAUAUCGUCGUCGUGCACCAAGACGCGACGGACAAGUUUCUGAAGGAAAUGACACUGCCGGAGAAUCAGAAGGUGAACGUGGCCCAAGAAAUGGUGGCGAUCGUCCACAACGUCAACGCCGUGGUGGUGGUGGCUUCAGACGCUUCAGAGGUGGACCUCGUGGAUCUGGGGGACCUCGUCGUUCAGGCCCGCCUCGCAGUGGUGUACCAAAUGGCGAUUCAAAUCAUGAAAAUGCAGGGGGUGACGGUGCGCCACGCAAUGAAAAUCGUGGUAGACGAACCAGACGCUUUGGCCGAUCUGGACCGAGACGUUCACAAAAUAGUGAAUCAGGUGGAAAACCUGCUCAGGGUGAAAAGCAGAAUGAUGGUCAAGCCGUUCAGAAUACAACAACUGAAAGCACCGCAUAAGUUUGUCAAUCGGGUGAAUUAAAAUCCACAUUUUACAUUUUCAAGAAUAUCUAUAAAACUCAAAAAAACAUGAAAACAAAUAACUCUGAUUAUUAUCCCUUAAAUAACAGAAAAAAAUCUUGCAGAAAUAUCCUAGGAAGUUUUUCUAACAUCAAAAAUACUUAAGCAUACAGAAAGAAAAAAUGAAAUCACAGAAAUACAGAAUAUUGACGAAAUUAUAAUGAGAAUCGUAUGUAAAUCUUAACGAUGAGAGAGAAGAAAAAUCAUCUAAUUAACAUUUUUUUAUUAAUUUUUUUUACAAUUGAUUUAUGGAUUCAGAAAACAAAAACAACAUCUUCGGAUGAUGAAUAAAAAAAAUUAAACUUUUCAUCUUUCAUUCGCCUUGAGAGUGCAAAAUUUAUUUUAAUCUGAAAGCAACAAUUGAAAAACGUGUCUCAGAACAAAUAAAGCUUAGUUGUUGGCUACUUAGUAAAGAAAUGAUAAGGAUUAAAGUAAAUUUUGCCUCUCUUUAUACACUUAGACACUUUUAAUGGCGAAAUUUAGAUUUUUUACAAUAAAUGUUUUUCUACACAAAAUAAAAAAAUCUGGUUUGGCUUUGUUUUUGACUUUAAAUUAACAUCAGACAUCUGAUUAGACUUUGCUUCUUUUUAUAAUUUCAUUUUUGUAGAACGCUUUCUUCUCAUUUUUAUGAUUGAAUUGAAUUAAAUUAAAUUGUACUUUAUAACUAAAGAUGAGAAAAAAAAACUUGCAUUGAUUAAGAAAUCUAAAUGUAAUGAAAUUUAAGCAAAAAAGUAAAGAAAUCGCAACUAAGAAAAACAUUUUAAGGCAAAAAAAUGCACUGGCGUAAAAAGAAAUGACACGAGUUUUGUGACCAACCGCAACACAUUUUUCCUUCGCGUUUCAGACGGUUGAUAUAUGAAUAUCGCGCGUAAAAUUAUCGAGUACCAAAAAGAAAUAUUAAUGAGUGAUGAAUUAAAAAAAUAAAAAUAAAUUAAGUGUGGUGGUAGGUAAUGGUGUUGACAACUAUGCUCUCCAAAAGCGUAAGAAAUGUUCACUUUCAGAUGAGAGGUAAUAAAGGAAAAGAAGCUUGGCGUGUGAAAGGCACACAUUCGUAUAUCCACCUUUUAAACACCACCCACACUAAUUCGGUAUUAAAAAAAUCGUCUCGUCGUCAUUUCUUUUUUGAGCAGUUUUUCUAUAUAACAAUAAUCUAUAAUAUCUUAAAGAAAAAUAAAAUCAGUGAAAACAUUUAUAAUUGUAUUUGAGUGAAAGGAAAAAAAAUCUUAAAAGCAAGCACAUUGCGAAUGAAAAUUUAAAGCUCUUGAGAAUCGACAUCAACUGAUUCAAAUUAUCAAGAUGAAUAAAAAUAAUUUUGAAAAACACAUAAAAUAAAAGAAUUCACAUCAGCAAUCGUUCAAUAAUAUGAACGAGAACUUUUUUUUGAAACAAAUGGAAAGCAAAAAGUUUUUAAAAUCCCACACAAUGACUUUUAGAAGAAGAAAAAACAAUUAACAUCCAGUAGACCGAAUGAAAGCAAAGUAUAAAUUUUAAGCAGGAGUUUGAAAAUGUCCUUAUAAUUUACAAAAAAGAAUCACAAAUAUAGAAGAUGAAGAUAAAGAAUUGCUAGUAAGUGUCUCAAUUUUUGCGAAAAUUACCUUUUCGUUUUCUUAUUUAUGAAAAUAAAAUAACAACAGAAAAAAAUUGUCGGAAAAAAGGAAAGUUUAAGAUCGCUAAGCAGAAAUAAAAUCAGAUCAGCAAAUAAACAAGUUAGGAUGAAAAAAUUAACAACUGAUUACAGGACAUUUAAAUACAACUCAACGGAAAAUAAUACUAAAUAAAAAAAAAUGGAAAAAUGUAAAUAAAAAAAAUCAUCGCUUCGGAGAAGUUUCUUGGCAUUUAUUUAUGACUAUUUCACAUCAUCACCAUUUCAAAUGCAUUUAAAAUUAAGGAAUGGAACAUCUUCAUAAUUAUCUGGAAAUCAGUUUCAUUAUAAAAUCAUAACAUCUUCAUAAUAAGUAAUCGAAUCGCCAAUCUUAAAAUCAUUAAACGAAACAAUUUAUAAACAAGUUCAUCGAAUUGGAAUAAUGUCUUAAAUUACUAUGCCGAGAAAAUCUUCGAAUUGAAUCAAAUUUUUUUAUAUGCAAAACAAAAAAAUUAAUGUAAUACUACAAAGUAACAAAAAAAAAUUGAAAAAAACAAUACGAUCACUUUGACUUUUGUAUGAUGAUUUUUUUCUUUGAAAAACCAAUAAAAAAAUCUCAAAAAAAAAUAA
This is a messenger RNA of Clunio marinus, 4411 nucleotides long. The record is from the annotation of a GenBank genome assembly. NCBI's taxonomy places the organism in Eukaryota, Metazoa, Arthropoda, Insecta, Diptera, Chironomidae.